AUGGUACUAGUUGUAUUUGCUCGUGAGUACCGUGCUGUCGUACAUGCAUUGAAAGUAAUAUCUGGCGCAGAAGUUACUAAAGUAAGGCCCCGAAAAGUAAAAGGUGGUGUACUUUUAUACGAAGUGAGGUUAGGGGAAAAAGUCCAACUGACAAUUUCCGAAGAAUGUCACAGGUCGGGUAUUUGCGAAGACAUUCCAGAUUUCCCGGAAAAAGAAGUGGACGACAUUAUUGAUAAGUUGUUAUCCGACAAGGUACAUUUCAAUCAGGAUGCAGAAGUCAAAGAAAGUAGGAUUAAAGAAGCUUACGACCUGUGUGAAUUGCGGCCAACGCUCUUUCGGCCUAAAGCAGUAAGAGAUGUUAAUUAUCAGUGGUACGUGGUACUUAAUUCUAACUCUUUCGGGGUACAAAAAUUCAGAGGAGAGCUCUGUCUAGGCGGACACGGAGCGCCCUGCUCGAGGCUUAUUUAUUUCAAUAAUCCCUUCCAUGGGGAAUGUGUUCAGCUGUUUGAAAAUAGGAACAUGCUCGUUCUCAGUACCGACUUCAAGCAAGUUCUGCUCAAACCGAUGGCAGUGCCAAUGUGUUGUUCUUGCAUGGCUGUUACAUAA
This is a messenger RNA of Leptosia nina, 606 nucleotides long. The record is from the annotation of a GenBank genome assembly. NCBI's taxonomy places the organism in Eukaryota, Metazoa, Arthropoda, Insecta, Lepidoptera, Pieridae.